AUGGACAUUCCACAUUUGGCAUGGUUUAAGGUGCUGCUCGUGGUUGCAAAGCAGUCCUCUGAAGAUUUGUACAACAUGGCGGCAACCUUCAAGUUGUUUAAAGAAAUGCUCAACAAUCCUGAGGUUUGGACAACGGUGUCAGUGGAUAAGUACCAGUGGCAUCAGGACUGGUACCCAAUUGAGGAAGGCAAAAUUGUUGAGUUCUUGCAAAAGUGCGAAGAACAUAACAAUCCAGAAAUCAUUUACAGAGAAGCUAUUCAGGACUUCUUCCUGAAGAAUGAUGAUGAGGCGCUGAAGAACCUGCGGGUGGCGGCUAUGGCAGGGCAUAAGGAAGCCUCCUACCUUGUUGGCUUGCUAGGGCUGUUGAACCCUAGCGAGGGCAAGGAGAAUGCGAUGGAGUUUUUGUGCCAUCUCAGCAAAACGAAGAAGGCGUGCCAAAAAGUGUCGGCUGCGCAGAUCUCACAGCCUGGGGUUCCGGGCCGAGGGGAUGUGCCUUAA
Molecule: messenger RNA, 498 nt
Organism: Prunus avium (sweet cherry)
Lineage: Eukaryota; Viridiplantae; Streptophyta; Magnoliopsida; Rosales; Rosaceae
Source: RefSeq, a predicted model, not a curated record